AUGGCUGCACGGUGUUCCCCACGGUGGUUGAGGGUGGUGGUGGGGACCCCCCGGCUGCCGGCUGCAGCGGGGAGAGGGGUCCAGCAGCCAGGGGGUGUAGUGGUACCAUCCCUGUGUUGCAAGCUGUGCGUCUCUGCCUUCGGGCUUUCCAUGGGCGCUCACGGCCCCCGGGCGCUGCUGACAUUGAGACCCGGUGUCCACCUCACAGGGACAAAAAGUUUCCCUUCUGUUUGUACCACCUCCUUCCACACAAGUGCUUCUUUGGCCAAAGAUGAUUACUACCAGAUACUGGGAGUACCCCGAAAUGCCAGCCAGAAAGAUAUCAAGAAAGCCUAUUAUCAGCUUGCCAAGAAAUAUCAUCCAGACACAAAUAAGGAUGGUCCCAAAGCCAAGGAGAAGUUCUCCCAGCUGGCAGAAGCUUAUGAGGUGUUGAGUGAUGAAGUGAAGAGGAAGCAGUAUGAUGCUUACGGCUCUGCUGGCUUUGACCCUGGGGCUAGCAGCUCUGGGCAGGGCUACUGGAGAGGAGGUCCCUCUGUUGACCCUGAGGAGCUGUUCAGGAAGAUCUUUGGGGAGUUCUCAUCUUCUGCUUUUGGUGAUUUCCAGAAUGUGUUUGAUCAACCUCAGGAAUACAUCAUGGAGUUGACAUUCAAUCAAGCUGCCAAGGGUGUCAACAAAGAGUUCACUGUGAACAUCAUGGACACCUGUGAGUGCUGUGAUGGCAAAGGGAACGAGCCUGGAACCAAAGUACAGCAUUGCCACUACUGCGGUAGCUCGGGCAUGGAAACUAUCAAUACAGGGCCUUUUAUGAUGCGUUCCACAUGUCGGAGAUGUGGUGGCAGGGCCUCCAUCAUCACAAAUCCCUGUGUGGUCUGCAGAGAAGCAGGACAAGCCAAGAAGAAGCAAGUUACAAUCCCUGUGCCUGCAGGAGAAGAUGGUCAGACUGUAAGGAUGCCAGUGGGAAAACGAUAAAUUUUUGUGACAUUCAGGGUACAGAAAAGCCCUGUGUUCCAGAGGGACGGUGCAGACAUCCACUCCGACCUCUUUAUUUCAAUAGCUCAAGCUAUUCUUGGGGGCACAGCUAAAGCCCAGGGCCUGUAUGAGAUAAUCAAUGUGACGAUUCCUGCUGGGAUUCAGACAGACCAGAAGAUUCGCUUGACUGGGAAAGGCAUCCCCCGGAUUAAUAGCUAUGGCAAUGGUGACCGCUACAUUCACAUCAAGAUCAGAGUUCCAAAGAGGCUAAGCAGUAGGCAGCAGAACCUGAUCCUGAGCUAUGCCAAGGAUGAAACUGAUAUGGAGGGGACAGUGAAUGGUGUCACCCAUAUAAGCACUGGAAAACGGUCAACUGGAAACUAGAUGGAGCAGCAGCCCCCUCUCCGUGGCCAGGGCAUCAGACACGGG
Mastomys coucha (southern multimammate mouse) is the source of this 1398-nucleotide messenger RNA. Its product is annotated as dnaJ homolog subfamily A member 3, mitochondrial-like. Gene Ontology annotation, molecular function: protein kinase binding; ATP binding; heat shock protein binding. Gene Ontology annotation, biological process: protein folding; negative regulation of apoptotic process; response to heat. The record is from RefSeq and is a predicted model, not a curated record. NCBI's taxonomy places the organism in Eukaryota, Metazoa, Chordata, Mammalia, Rodentia, Muridae. Gene Ontology annotation, cellular component: mitochondrion.